AUGUCGUCGCCGCCAUCGACGGCCUCCGACGCAAUGCUGAAUUCGACCUCAUCCACCUCUGGAAGCGAGAAAUACGAAGACGCCUUGGACGAUGGCAUGACCAGCACGCCCAAGACGGAGACGUCCAGCAGCAGCAGGCCCGAGUCGCGGGUCAGAAACGACGAUGCACGAUCCAGCCAGGAAAGCGUGUCGCCAGUCAAAUCCCGCCACAGCCGUAUUAUGUCAGGCACAGAGCUGUCGCCGCUCAGGAUUGUGGAGAGCCAGCGCAGCUCAUUGGACGGUGCGCUGCUCAAGGCAAGUGGAGGUGUGCGCAGCCCUCGCAAAGUGUCGCCCGAUCGCCGGUUUCCUGUUAAGAUCAACAUCGGCGGCAACACCAUAUCGCGGGUCGCCAACGAGCAGUCGCCCAGCAUCGACGAGGUGGUUUCCGACAGCGACGGCUUCAAGCGGCCAGUGUCUCUUUUCGACGACCGGCGGCGCAGAGGCAUCCAGGAGGAAGACGAGGAGGCGGCGAACCACAGCCAGGCGGGCGACUCUACGAUUGGCAUGGAGGACGUCGAGACGCACCACCGCGGCGACGCGACCGCCGGCGACGAGGAUUUCACCAUGGACGUCAGCACCUUUAGCAGCUUCUCGGCGGUGCCCAACAUGGCGAUGCUGGCCAAGCUUGGCCGGACGCCGACGGGCAAGAGAGGCGCCCAUGCGAUGGACGAUGACAACUUGAACGAGCGCCCAAGCCGCUCGCAUAGGUCUUCGAUUUCCUCUAGACGCGACAUCUUGUCGCCUUCGCGGACCACGCCCAAUCUGCCGUUGACGGCGACACCCAGCGGCAAGCUCUCCAGUCUCAUUGACCUUGACACGCCUAGAAACGUGCCUUCCAUCACGGCUCGAGAGCUGGAAUCUCUCAAGUCCAACUUUUUAUCUGAAAUAUCCUCGCUCAAGGCUUCGCUAAGUGGCAAAGAGGCUGAGGUGCAGUCUCUCAAGACAGCCGUCGUGGAUGCCGAGAAGAGGGUCGGCCAAACGAUGGAGAAGAUGCGCGAGGAGCGUUCCCUGAAGGAGGAGAUGGAGAAUGUUCUCCGGAUUGUGAGAGAGGAGAUUAUCGAGACUCAGAGAGAAAAGGACGAAUUGGAGCAGCAGCUGGACGAAAGUGAGAAGAGAAGAGAGAUGUCGGAAAUGAUGCACCAGGAGGCCGAAAGCAAGCUGGCCGGCAUGCGUGCUGGCAGAGACAUGGAGAAGAAUGCAUCGCCCGAAAAGCCUUCCAGCAACACGCGUGAGGUGGAGAUGGCCGUUGAGCGGGUGGCACGCGAGCUGCACACCCUGUACAAGAGCAAGCACGAAACCAAGGUUGCUGCGCUGAAGAAGUCAUACGAAAACCGAUGGGAGAAGAAGGUACGAGAGCUCGAGGUCAAGAUCCAAGGGCUGACUGAGGAGAAUGAAAAGCUCAAGUCUGGUGGCGACGUGACCAUGACCAAGUUUGACGCUGUUGAGAUGGAGGAGUUGAAGCAACAAUCCGUGCGAGACCACGCGACCAUGAGGGAGAUUGAGGCAGACGUUCAGCGGCUGGAGGCUAUUGUCUCGACAAUGCGAGCGGACAAUGACGAGCUGCGCAUCAACUUGCAGCAGGAGAGAGUCGAGAAGGGAGAGCUGGUCCAGCUGGCGGAGGAGCUCAUGGCCAUGCAGACGCAGCAGGCGCCGGCACCAGCACCAGCACCGCCGCGUCAACCCUCUCCACCGCAGCCUGCACCCCAGCGAGAGAUGCGGUCGCCGCCGCCCCGAGAGAUGCGAUCACCGCCACCGCGAGAAAUACGAUCGCCACCGCCGCAGGUGCGCCAGCCAACCAUUGGACGGGCAGACUCGGUCAAGGGACCGAAAGCCAACCCCGCGAACCGCCUCUCCGGACUCCGUGCCCCUGGGACGAUGCUUCGACAGCCGCAUGAGCGGGGAAAGGGCAGCGUGGGAGGAUUGCCCAGACCGAAUGGCGCGAGGAACAGUGGCAUCUUGAGCAAUAUUGAGAAGAUGGGUUACAGGGGACAGUAA
Messenger RNA from Trichoderma atroviride IMI 206040, 2034 nucleotides. RefSeq lists its product as uncharacterized. The record is from RefSeq and is a predicted model, not a curated record. Gene Ontology annotation, biological process: cell population proliferation; mitotic spindle organization. Lineage: Eukaryota; Fungi; Ascomycota; Sordariomycetes; Hypocreales; Hypocreaceae. Gene Ontology annotation, cellular component: cytoplasm.